Messenger RNA from Engraulis encrasicolus (European anchovy), 2982 nucleotides. RefSeq names its product centrosomal protein 57 (gene cep57). The record is from RefSeq and is a predicted model, not a curated record. The coding region runs from base 63 to 1478 and encodes 471 amino acids. The transcript has 11 exons. Gene Ontology annotation, molecular function: identical protein binding; microtubule binding; gamma-tubulin binding. Gene Ontology annotation, cellular component: centrosome. Lineage: Eukaryota; Metazoa; Chordata; Actinopteri; Clupeiformes; Engraulidae.
GGGGACAGUGCUCAAGAACAGCUGAUGGAUUAAACUAAGCGUUUAAAAAAGCAUCUGCCCUCAUGGAGAUUUCUGGAAAAACAUCACCAGCCAUGGAGCGACACAAGGAAGCGGGCGUUGCUUCGGGGGGCAGAGGUCAUGGGAAGGCGUCGGACAGCGUCUCUCUACCUUCAUUCGCCGAGUACCCCUCCAAGCCCCGCCUACUCGCCAGCCCUCGACCAAUUACCGGCCUCCCUGAGAGCAGCAGUACAGCCAUCCUGUCUGCGUUGAAAAACCUUCAAGAGAAGAUCAGGCGUCUGGAGCUGGAGAGGAAACAAGCCCAACACACACUCACACAACUCAACACACACACAGACUCUGGCGCAGAUAUGGAGUGUCAGUUGGCUGCUGCUGAGUCUCGAUGUCGUCUGUUGGAGAAGCAGCUGGACUACAUGAGGAGGAUGGUACGCAACGCAGAGAGCUCAAGAGCAUCGCUACUCAAACACCAGGUGAAUGUGGAGAGAGAGGACGUACGGGAGAAACUUCAGAAGUUGGACCUACUGGAACAGGAAUACCAGAGACUUACACACACACAGACACAUGCAGAGAGUAAGAUACGUCAAAUUGAGAGGAAGCUGCAGGAGGAAGAACACCACAGGAAACUCAUGCAGGAGAAAGCAGCACAGUUACAGACAGGUCUGGAAGCCAAUCGAAUCCUUCUGCAGUCCGUGUCGCCCCGCCCACACAAGUCACCAAAGACCAAGAAGAAAAAGAAGAGUCCUUUGCGGCAGCAACAGCAGCAGAGUCCGACAGAGCCACACUACCGACUCAGCCUGCGAGAUGUCCCCUUCGUAACCGGCACAUCCACAGGCACUAGCCACUCUGUGCGUGCUAACGUGCAGCACGUUUUAAACCUCCUGAAGCAUCAUAACCCUCAGCUGUGCAACAGCGAUGUGCUGGGAGCCACGCCAUUGGCCGGCGGCAGCGCCCGUCAGAGCAGGGCAACCAAUGGCAAGGGCUCGUCUGGCCAGCUGAGCAGUAGCUCCUCCUCUUCCUCCUCCUGUGAAGAUCUCUCCGAGCUGCUGGGGGCACUGCAGCAGGAGUUUGGAAACAUCAGCCUGGAGCAUCAGGAGUGUGUGCGGCGGUUGCAGUGUGUGAGCGGCUCCUCGGUGCGUAUGAAGCUGGAGAGGGAACAGGAGACGCUACUGAAGAGGAUGGAGGACAAGGGGGAACAGAUAGCAGCGCUCAGGAGACAUCAAGCACAGGUGGAUCGCUGGCGUCGAGAGAGGAAGAAGGCAGCGAAGGGGGGCCAGGUGCGAGUGGUGACCACGGUAACAGGGGGUGGAGCCUCGACAACCAGUGUACGCAACACAUCGCCACGGCGACAUCGCCACGGAGACACGCACACACGCCACGGAGACACGCACACACGCCACGGAGACAGCUUACAGCUACUCAGAGACAUGAGAUCACUGCAGAGCUCACUACAAACACACUGACACACACACACACACACACACACACACACACACACACACACACACACACACACACACACACACACACACACACAGCCUACAACUACUUGGGAGACAAUCAGUGCAUAAAUCCUGACACACACACACACACACACACACACACACAAACAUACAACUGCUCAGACACAUGAAAUCACUGCAAAGAGACCUGUAAUGUUUGCUUUUCAGAUACUGUAGAUGUGUGUUUGUGUGUUGGGACAGAGGGAUUAAGGUACCAAGUUGGGGCUCCUGAACAAUCAUCCUCCAUACACUGCCCUUCACUGGCCACGUGGUCUUCCGGGAGGCCAAACGUGAUCAUAUGAGUUGAAUGUAGUAUACACUGUACACAUUAGGGGACAAAAGGAAGGAAGGAAGGAAGGAAGGAAGGAAGGAAGGAAGGAAGGAAGGAAGGAAGGAAGGAAGGAAGGAAGGAAGGAAGGAAGGACGGGUUUUCAUAAAGUAGACUAGACUAUGCUGCCUCGUGCUGGACCCAGUACUAUGGAUCCCUGGUGGGGGACCACAUACUGCCUGGUGGGCUACUACCAUACAGGGGGCGUUGGGAGGGUUAUGAUGAGGUCCAGGGGGUGUUUAUUCCCAAAAACCAACAUCGAAACCGAGAAAAAGGCCUCUGUAUUAUGGUUGGAUAUUAAAGGUGCUGCAAAUUUGACAUGCCGAUAUCGCUAAUACGGUACGCAUUUGGACCAAAAAGGCUUUGUGACAAGAUGAAGGAGGUGUUACCAAGACCAAGUCAAUUUUGACAAAAUAUGUAGUUACUGCACUUUUAGUAUGUAGUGCAGUAUACUGUACUAUACGAGACUGCCUGGUGCGUGGUGACUGUCAUAUGGUGGGCCUCGUCUAGCAUAGUUUUACACUGCAAUGCUGUGUAAGGAAACCGCACACGUUUCGGGCCACCCUGGCCCUUCCUCAGACCAGACUCACCCUGACUGAGGAAGGGCCAGGGUGGGCUGAAACGUCACAAAAUAAAAUGGCUUAAAUGGGAGCUCAUCGGUGUGCGGUUUUCUUCACUGCCUAUGGACCUGAAUGACCCUAUUUGAACCUGCACCCGAAACCAGUCUCUGGAUGUGCGUGAGAUUCGAUUGGGUUACACGGCAAGGCUACCUUAUUAGGUGGAAAGAUGAGGCUGGCCCACUUGCCCUGGACCUAAUACAGCCGUUCAUUUAUCAGUCCCUGUGUGUGUGUCUUUUGUUUGAAGAUGACGAUUAGUUUGAUAACUAUAUUUUGACUGUUACCCUGACAACCUGCCAUUACAGGAUGGGCACAAAGACCCCUGAGUGUGUUUGUGUGUGUGUGUGUGUGUCUGUGUGUGUGUGAUGGCCAACGUCACCAUUCUGACCAAUGACACUCCUUCAGGUUUUGUGUGUGUGUGUGUGUGUGUGUGUGUGUGUGUGUGUGUGUGUGUGUGUGUGUGUGUGUGUGUGUGUGUGUGUGCGCGUGUGCGUGCACAUUUUGUAUCAGAGGUAGGCCU